AUGGAUAUCACAAAAUUUAUUGUCGAAAGACGACUCAAGAUUCAAAUUGAUUCAUCCUACAAACAUUAUCAACCUGAAAUCACAAGACAGAUUCAGACGCUGAGAAAAAAACUUGACAUUGCGACAAAACGCCGCUCAAAGUACUCCAGCAAAGCUAUCACUGUGGAAGACAUCAGUCGCAAUCAUGAAUUUGUUCACUAUCACUUACUCCUGGCCGAACGAUGUUACGCAAACGCAAUGAUGAUGAAAGAAACGCACAUGGUCGGCAAAAAGGGCUUAACCGGUCCAACCCGAUCGCACAUCGAUUCUCGCCUUCACAAAGGCGUCAAGUAUGCCAGACAUCUUUGUCGAUUACUGUCCGAUAAAUCGACUACCAAUGCGAACGAUGCCGAUAUAUUGGAAGCUAGAGCAUACGCUGCUUCUCUCGCCGGAGCGAGGUAUUUCGAGAAGGAAAGUUGGGAGUCUUGUGUGAAGAGCUACACAGAAGUUUGGAUCAUAUACACUGCACUUUCUAAGGUCACCAAAGCGGAUAUCUUCAAGGAUCUUUUGACCGACCCCGUUGAUCCCAGUAUACGAUACGCGGCUUAUAAGAUGGGAUUGCCUCGAACAUUAGCUAUAUCUACCAUUGUCCGCACGAAUUUCCCUUCAGAGGAUCGAGAGUUGACAAGACAGUUGGGAAACUUAGACCCCGAUUCUCUGAAAGACGAAGCGACAAUGUCAGAAGUUGAAAAUCUGGAAUCAGAUGUGGCAAUCAAAACUAUUGUUUGGCGAUCUCGGACAGUAGUUCUGGAAGAUGCAGCAAUAGCUACUGCCCUUGGAUCGGUCAAGGCAGCUACCCUGAAGCUAUCCAACGCUCUUUCCUCAUCCAGUCGUAAGGAUACGGGCUUGGCUUAUGAUGAUGUUCUAAUGGCUAGUCAAGAGGCCGUAGACGCUACAAAACAUGCUAUUGACGAGCUAGCUUCAGAGGGUGUUGAACAAAGUGAUAAGCGCAUGCAAAGUUUGUUCGUUACGCGGACUAGAAAUAUCUAUGAAAUGAUCAGUUGGCGAGUCGGACGAAAUAGAGCGAUGUUAGGGAAAGGAGACGGAUUAGAUGUUGACCCACCUCGACAGCUAUACAGGAAGAAGGGUAGUGGGAUGGUUCCAAGGGAAGCGGGCACUUCGCAAAAGGUGGCACCCAUGCGAGCGAAUGUUGUUCUUUAUGAUGGAAUUUUGAAAGAUAUCGAGUCUAUUCGCGAACUCCACGGUGUUACAUCAGACUCAGAACUAAUGGAAGAACUGGAUGCGAAAUAUAGCUACUUCCAAGCUCUUAAAUGCCUGAUGCUAGCUCGCGCACAUGCAAUCGUACCCAAUUCUGAGAAUCUGCGAAAUUCAUUAGCUCUCUUGAAUCGCGCAGCAGAAAAGUGCACAGCUGCUCACUCUAAGCUCUCGUCUUCAAUGGACACAAGUACUGCAGAUAGUCCACCUAAUCUAACUGUCACUUCCUCUCAACCCGAAAACCUACUCGCUUAUCUCCACUGCGAACUUCAACGCUACCGGGCUUUGGUCGAGAUAUACGAUCUCACCUCCGCUACUCCUCAACCAGCCAAUGAAAACGUACGACAAGCUCCUCUCGUUGAACGUCUCCAUGUGUACCCAGCCGACGGGAUUGUUGACCUCAAUAAUCUCGUAAACUAUCCUCCAAGAAUGGAAGUUGUACCCGUCAAACCACUAUUCUUCGAUUCGGCGUGGAACUAUAUUGACUAUCCCGGGAGAACAACUGAGAAAGCUGCAGAAAAGGCUGCUGUAGAGGAAGUGGAGACAGAGCCGGAGGAACCACAGGAGCAGCAUCAACAGCAGAAAAAGGGAUGGUUUGGUUUCGGUAGAUAG
Botrytis byssoidea is the source of this 1866-nucleotide messenger RNA. RefSeq lists its product as uncharacterized. The record is from RefSeq and is a predicted model, not a curated record. Gene Ontology annotation, cellular component: signal recognition particle, endoplasmic reticulum targeting. The coding region runs from base 1 to 1866 and encodes 621 amino acids. Gene Ontology annotation, molecular function: signal recognition particle binding; endoplasmic reticulum signal sequence receptor activity; 7S RNA binding. The transcript has 2 exons. Gene Ontology annotation, biological process: SRP-dependent cotranslational protein targeting to membrane. NCBI's taxonomy places the organism in Eukaryota, Fungi, Ascomycota, Leotiomycetes, Helotiales, Sclerotiniaceae.